Messenger RNA from Myodes glareolus (Bank vole), 1057 nucleotides. The record is from RefSeq and is a predicted model, not a curated record. NCBI's taxonomy places the organism in Eukaryota, Metazoa, Chordata, Mammalia, Rodentia, Cricetidae.
GACACGUAAGGGGCGCGGACCACGUGUCCAAAGCGGGCAAAACGGUGACUCAGCCUGGAACCUCCGAGGGUCUAGUGACGAAAGUACGCAGAAGGCACCUGUUGAGGGGUUGGCUGGACUCGAACCUGGUACCGCCGGACCAUGGCAGCAGCCAGGGCUAGCCUGGGCCGGAUCCUCCCAGAGUCCUCCAUCCUGUUCCUGUGUGACAUGCAGGAGAAGUUCCGUCCCAGCAUAGCCUAUUUCCCUCAGAUCGUGUCGGUGGCUGCUCGGAUGCUCAAGGCGGCCCGGCUGCUGGAUGUCCCUGUCUUGCUGACAGAGCAGUACCCACAAGGCCUGGGUCCCACAGUUCCAGAGCUGGGCGCUCAGGGCAUUAGGCCAGUGAGUAAGACAUGCUUCAGCAUGGUGCCCACCUUACAGAAGGAGCUGGAUGGCCGGCCCCAGCUGCGCUCGGUGCUGCUCUGUGGCAUUGAGACCCAAGUCUGCAUCUUGAACACGGCCCUGGACCUUCUGGACCGGGGACUGCAGGUCCAUGUGGUGGUGGACGCCUGCUCUUCUCGAAGCCAGGUCGACCGGCUGGUGGCGCUGGCCCGCAUGAGGCAGAGCGGGGCUUUCCUCUCCACCAGCGAGGCACUUAUUCUGCAGCUAGUGAGGGAUGCUGCUCACCCCCAGUUCAAGGAGAUCCAGAAGAUCAUUAAGGAGCCAGUCCCAGACAGUGGGCUGCUGGGCCUCUUCCAAGGCCAGAACCCCCUCUUGCUGAACUCCAGACCCUGACCUGAGGGGGAAGCAUCCUUUUCCCUCAUCUCUGAAUCCCAGGAGACCACCCUGAGGCCUGCCUGGUGGGAGGGGGGGCUGGCUAUGCCUUCUGCUUGAACAACUGGACUUGGAAAUUCAAACAAGACUUCUGAGUGUGGAAGGGGUGGGGGCAGGGGGUUGACUGAGGAGAAGUGGAUGAGGGACUCAGCUCAGGUCCACCUCAUGAGGUGGAAAAUCAAAGAAAGGGCAAAGAAGUCUCACAGACUGGGACCCCAGACUCUGAAUAAACGUUGAUGUGACUGUG